UACAGAGUUCUCACAUUUUAACUCCACUUGAUAGCACAAGACAUUGACAUAGCUGGAGGCCCAGAAGGACUUGCCAAGGUCAACAAACAGCAAAGGGGGAAAUUUUUAUGGAAAACAUACCAGGACUGACAUCAUAACGCAAAACCAAACACAAGACCUCAAUAAAAUUUAAAAGAAAACAGACAGAGCUGUUCUGCACUUGUACUUUUUUCUUUCUUGAGUGGCACAAACGCAGGGGUGGGUUAUUUUUUCCCCUCGCUUCUCCACAAAGUCCAAACUUCAGCUUUUGUGCCAAAAAAAAAAAAAAAACGCCUCCAAAGGAGCCGAUGUGAAGGCGGAACUCGCGCAUGCUUCUGUCGCGUGCGCACUUGUGAACGCGUAAACUGCGCACGAGCUGUUUUAGAAAACUCCCGGGCGAACAGCGCGAUCUAUGUGCACGUCUACGCGAGUGCGUGCGCUCACGGGACGACUCUUUACAGUACCUCCCGCAUCUACCUCUUGCCUUCGCCAAAUCCUCAUGAUUUGUGCCUCGUGAGGUGGCUGAAAGGAUGCGAGCUUUAAGGCUCUCUGCUGUUCACGAUCACCUGUAUACAAUAGCUGCAGGUGGAUUUCAUUUAUUUUGAUCGAUUCUCUGCUGGAUGAUGCUCCCAACGCAAGUGCACCUUCUUCUUGUCUUUACUCUCACCGGUCGCCUGUUGCGUGUGAUGGGCAGUCCUCUUGUGAUGGACCCAAACAGCAUUUGCAGGAGAAGUAAGCCUUCAGGAGGUGCAAACAAUGAACUGUGCCAAACCCAGCCUGAAAUAAUUCAAGAAGUUGCCAAAGGUGCACGGUUGGGCAUGCGCGAAUGCCAACACCAGUUCCGCCACCAUCGCUGGAACUGCACAGGUCAUGGCAAGAAUCUAGGCAAGAUCCUGCAACAAGAUAUUCGGGAGACAGCCUUCGUCAAUGGGAUCAUGGCUGCAGGUGUGUUGCAUGCGGUAACACGGGCCUGCAGCCAGGGCGACCUGCUACAGUGUGGCUGUGUGCCUAGCUCUUCUGGUGGCCUCAAUGAAAAGGCCAUGUUGAGUCCAAACCCUGCUCUCCAGGACCAGCACUGGGAAUGGGGAGGUUGUGGGGAUGAUGUGGACUUUGGCUACAAGAUUUCCCGGCAGUUUCUGGACACCAGGAAACGGAAGGGCAUAAGCGACAUCAGAAGCCUGAUCGAUCUACACAACAACGAGGCAGGCAGACUGGCUGUAAAGACCAAUAUGCGAACCGAAUGUAAAUGUCACGGCCUCUCUGGCUCCUGCACGCUCCGCAGCUGCUGGAGGAAGUUGCCUCUGUUCCGCCAGGUUGGAAAUCAUCUCAUGCAGAGCUUCCAAAUGGCAGUUCGUGUGAUGGGUGCCAACGAUGGCAAAUCCCUCGUCCCUCUGGAUGGGGAUGUCCCGCCCCUGGGUGCCCACAGUCUCAUCUAUUCAGAUGAAUCUCCGGAUUUCUGCAUUGCAAAUCGCAGGACAGGAUCUGAGGGGACACGUGGUCGGGUGUGUAAUGGUACGGGGACAGCACCUGGAGCCUGUGAUUGGUUGUGCUGCAAUAAAGGACAUACGGAACACACUCUGGAGUAUGAGGAGAACUGUCACUGUCAGUUUCAGUACUGUUGUGUGGUGCAAUGUGAACGGUGUGCUGUGAGAAAAGAGGUCAGCAUCUGCCUUUAGACUGAGCAACUGUAGUUUCUCUGUCCCAUAGACUAAACACAGGCAGUCAUUCGGAAACAUGAGGUUCCCAACGUGUUUUCAUCGAUUUAGUAUUUCUUAAAAUCUCCAAAUGAUGACUAAUCAUAUCAGUAAAACAAACAUAGAUGUAGACACAGGGGACAUAACCAAACCCUGAGCAAUGGUCAAGCCCAAAUCUGUUUUCUUUUCCUGCAGUAAUUUGGGAUGAAUGUGUUUUGCUAAGGUUUCCUAAGGAAAUCCCAGAUCUGCCUAAAUUAUGCAGGCCAAAAGAAUCUCUUUCCAAAAACCAACUGUAUGCAUUUUAUUUAAUCUCUGUCUUUUAGUCUGUAUUGGAAAUGCUUUAUGUUUAUAUUUUUUUAAAUAAGAAAUAGAUGAUAUUCCUUAUGUAUGAAUGAUGUAAGGCUCAUUGUGUGUAGUCUUGGUUUCAUGACAUCCAAUAAAUUAAAACACGAGCAAACCUCAAUG
Clarias gariepinus (North African catfish) is the source of this 2177-nucleotide messenger RNA. It is a transcript of the gene wnt6a, whose product is annotated as wingless-type MMTV integration site family, member 6a. The coding region runs from base 639 to 1694 and encodes 351 amino acids. Gene Ontology annotation, cellular component: extracellular region. Gene Ontology annotation, molecular function: frizzled binding; cytokine activity. Lineage: Eukaryota; Metazoa; Chordata; Actinopteri; Siluriformes; Clariidae. The record is from RefSeq and is a predicted model, not a curated record. Gene Ontology annotation, biological process: multicellular organism development; canonical Wnt signaling pathway; cell fate commitment. The transcript is spliced from 4 exons.